Cordyceps militaris CM01 is the source of this 1128-nucleotide messenger RNA. RefSeq lists its product as uncharacterized. Lineage: Eukaryota; Fungi; Ascomycota; Sordariomycetes; Hypocreales; Cordycipitaceae. The record is from RefSeq and is a predicted model, not a curated record. The transcript has a single exon. Bases 1 to 1128 code for a protein of 375 amino acids.
AUGGAGACGCUCAUCUCCGUCCCCCUCAGCCUCGGCCGCGACCGCACGCUGCACAUCCAGCAAAAGCAAAAGAGCAGCGGCCUCUUCGGCACCCUCCAGUCGCUCGCCAGCGGCUGGCGCUCCGGCACCAUCCACGUCCAGCACGUGCCCGCCGGCGCGCCCGCCGUGCUCGACGUCUGCAGCGACCAGCACGCAUCGUCCCCCGACGUCCAGAACGACGCCACCGACAAGGCGCAGACCGUCGUCAUCACCACCGCCAGCGCCGAGCCGGUGCAGAUCUACCUGCGCUGGCCCCGCGGCACCAAAGAGGUCGGCCUCGCGCAGCUGACCCUGCAGGCGAGCGACUACACCAUCAAGUUUGACCUGGACGUGCCGAGCGUCCCGCCUGGGCGCGCGCACCUGUCGCUCGCCGACGUCGAUUUUGUGCCGGCGCGGGAGCUGGUUGUGGUGAGCGGCAGCGGCGGCGUUAGCGGCUUGGUGCCCAUGGAAGAUGUGCUGGACGUUUCGACGAGCUCCGGGUCUGUGAGCAUCGCUCUGCUGCCGCUGUACAGCAAGGGCGCACACGACACGAAGCUGUCCAUCAAGUCCAACUCUGGCACGCUCAGCAUCAACACCAAGCUCGACGCGGCCCGCUCGCGUGUGCACCUUCCCAGCCGCGACUGCGCCGUCGCUCUGCAGACAUCGUCCGGCAGCAUCCGCAGCGUGCUCGGCCUGACGCGGUCCACCAUCAUCAAGUCCAACAGCGGCUCCCACCACCUGACGGCGCUUCUGACCGAUCACAGCCGCGACCGGCGGUCCGAUUUCGCCACGAGCACCAACAGCGGCUCCCAGAAUAUUACCGUCGUUGCUCCGCCAGACGAGGACAAGAUCGGCGCGGAAAAGGCUGAGGAGACGGGUUUUGUGUGCAAACACAAGUCGAAUAGCGGCAGCGUCCGGGUUGCGUAUCCGGGCGUGUGGGAGGGCACGGUGGAGGCGCAUAGCAACUCGGGCAGCAUCACGGUCACGGGGGACGGCGUCGAGACGGACAGGAGCCGAAACAGAGUAACGGGUGUCAAGGGCACGCCGGUGCAUCACACCGACGUGGGCACGAGUUCUGGAAGCAUAUCGGUCAAGCUCGGGGAUGAGUAG